Halichondria panicea is the source of this 3596-nucleotide messenger RNA. Its product is annotated as complement receptor type 2-like. NCBI's taxonomy places the organism in Eukaryota, Metazoa, Porifera, Demospongiae, Suberitida, Halichondriidae. Bases 152 to 3331 code for a protein of 1059 amino acids. The transcript has 12 exons. The record is from RefSeq and is a predicted model, not a curated record.
UACAGUUAUUCUCUACAGUUCUAGUCAUAAGAAAAGUAUAUACCAAAAAUGUUCUGUGCUUGACUAAAUUAGUGUACUGUAGCUAGCUAGCUAAGCAUAAUUUUUAUAGUGAGUAUAUCAUUUGUCUCACAGUCAGUACAGUUGCUAUAUAAUGAUGAGCUACAGAAUUGCUAUUUUGACCCUGACAAUAUUCAUAAUCACAUCUGCUCAAAAGAAAGUACUUUGUGAUGCAGAUGUGACCUCAUCAAGUGUUGGUAACAUGUUUGUCGUUGGUUUCCCGAUAAAUUCUGGUCAAGAAAAAAAGAACCAGUUGUUCUUGUUCAUUACAAAACCAGAUUCAAGUGAUGUUAGUUUCACAGUAUCUCCAAUCAAUCUUAGCAGGAACAUUUCUAACUCUUCAACUGUGGUAGUCAUCCCGCCCAGUUUUGAAGUUUUUUCUAUCAAUGAAAGGAAUAAGGGGAUCCUUGUUGAAGCUGACAGAAACAUUAAUGUGUAUGGAAUGUCAUAUAAUGCUAGGACUACAGAUGCUUAUUUAGCAUUACCAUGUAUAAGAAUGGCAGUGGAUGAAUACGAAUAUUAUGGAAUCUCGUACGAUAUACUUGGUAGUAGCUUUCCUAGCGUGAUUUUGUUGGUGGCUUGUGAAAAUGAAACUGUUGUCAAAUUCGAUUCCUCAACAAUAAUACUCAAUAGUAUGGAAACAUAUCAGAUGAAAAGCAGUGUUAAUGAUCUCACAGGAACAAGAAUAACUAGCUCCAAACCCUUGUCUGUGUUUAGUGGAUCUGAUUGUGCUAACGUACCACAACAUAUAGCCACUUGUGACCACCUGGUUGAACAAGUGCCUCCGACUGUGACAUGGGGCUCAAAAUUCCUCGUGGCAUCUCUCGAGGGUAGAUCAUCUGGUGAACGUAUUCGUGUUCUUAGUGCCCGAACAGCAAGUGUAGCUGUGAAUUGCAACACUGUGGUAUCAGUCAGUGAAUUCCAGUUACAGAGUGGAGGGAGCUACCGAGAAUUUGAAAUUCCUAUUAACAGUUCCUGUAGCAUUGAAUCCACCUCACCAGUACUGGUCGCCCAGUAUGCAUAUGGUAGCGAGAGUGAUGGCAUAGGAGACCCAUUCAUGAUGAUAAUCCCUCCAAUUGAGCAGUUUACAAACAACUAUUCAGUUGCAGUGCUUCCUGAUUUUGCAUCCAACUAUGUCACGAUAUAUGUUGCUUCUGAGUUUUUUCAAGCUGCACAAAUAUUGUUAGACAUGUCUUCCAUUGUUACUGAAUGGCAGAACGUUACAUGUUCAAGUGGAGAGGUUUGUGGCCACAUAAGUAAAACGAGUGUGUCUUCUGGAGCACGUUCUGUCUGUCAUCAAAACAGAUCAGCUGUUCUAGGUGUUUCAGUGUAUGGAUUCGACUCAGACAAUUCUUAUGGUUUCCCUGGAGGCAUGAGAUUAUCUCCCAUACAAUGCAACUGUGGUCAAAAUUCUACUUGUAUGCAACAAUUCAACUGUAGCUGCUUGAAUGGAUUUGGUGCUUUAUUAUCUGGAACCGGUGAAGUCGUCUGUAACGCUAUAACCUGUCCCCCCUCAACUGCUCCUAAUAAUGGAUCUGUGGCAUACAAUUCUAUGGCUGAUGAAAACGGCACCUAUGCCUUUGACACAGUAGCUAUUUACAGCUGUGACACUGGGUUUUCUCUGGUCGGUGACAACUCAACAACUUGCACUGGAUUUGAUACUGAUAGUGGCACAAGUGGUGCUUUUGAAGGAGAACCACCAACUUGUGAAGUGAUUACCUGCCCUCCGCUGAAUGAUCCUACCAAUGGAACUGUGACUUACAAUGUUGAGAGUGAUCAUUUGGAAUUUGGAAAGCAAGCUAUCUACAAUUGUAGCACUGGGUUUGCUCUGGUUGGUAACACAACUAGGACAUGUACUGGAGAUGGUAGUAGCAUUACUGGUUUUUUUGAGGGAGAAAUUCCAACAUGUGAAAUGAUUACCUGCCCUCCGCUGAAUGAUCCUACCAAUGGAACUGUGACUUACAAUGUUGAGAGUGAUCAUUUGGAAUUUGGAAAGCAAGCUAUCUACAAUUGUAGCACUGGGUUUGCUCUGGUUGGUAACACAACUAGGACAUGUACUGGAGAUGGUAGUAGCAUUACUGGUUUUUUUGAGGGAGAAAUUCCAAUAUGUAAAGUGAUUACCUGCCCUCCGCUGAAUGAUCCUACCAAUGGAACUGUGACUUACAAUGUGAAGAGUAGUAAUUUGGAAUUUGGAAAGCAAGCUAUCUACAAUUGUAACACUGGGUUUGCUCUGGUUGGUAACACAACCAGGACGUGUACUGGAGAUGGUAGUAGCACUACUGGUGCUUUUGAUGGAGGAACAUCAACUUGUGAAGCCAUAAUCUGCCCUGCUCUAAGUGAACCAAUGAAUGGUCAAGUGAAUUAUAGUAAUGCAAGUUCUUCUGUAAUAAUAGUUAACAACCAAUUUCGAAUUAAAUUUGGUACGACGGCCACCUACACUUGUGUCAAAGGGUUUUCUCUUGUUGGUGUCAACACAAAAAAUUGCACUGGUGAUGGCAGUAGCACCAUUGGUGCCUUUAGUGGAAUUGAUAAUCCAACUUGUGAAUCCAUAACCUGUUCUCCGUUGAUGAGCCCAACCAAUGGCACUGUGUCUUAUGGCGGAGUCGCUACUGAUGUAAAUGGCAACUUGUUGUUCAAUGUAAUGGCUGCCUACAGUUGUGACACUGGGUUUGCUCUGGUUGAUAACAGCUCAAGGACUUGCACCGGAGAUGGGAUGAGUGUAAAUGGUAGCUUUAAUGGAACAGCUCCAACUUGUGACCCUAUAACCUGCCCUGCUGUGGCAGCGCCGAGUAGUGGUAGUGUUGACUUUGGUGGAGCCUCAUCUGAUGGAAACAGCAACUAUGCCUUUGAUGUGGUAACUAAUUACAAUUGUGAUAAUGGAUUUUCUCUGGUUGGUAAUAGCUCGAGGACGUGUACUGGAGAUGGCAGUAGCAAUACUGGUGCUUUUGAUGGAGCAGCUCCAACUUGUGAACCUAUAACUUGCCCUGGUGUUCCCACACCAAACAACGGCAAUAUUGACUUUGGUGGAGCCUCACUUGAUGAAAAUGGCACAUAUAUUUUUGCUGUGGUGGCUACCUACAUAUGUGACACUGGGUUUUAUCUGGUUGGUAACGACUCAAGGAUUUGUACCGGAGAUGGGAUGAGUGUCAAUGGUAGCUUUAAUGGAACAGCUCCAACUUGUGACCCCAUUACCUGCUCAACUGUAGCCAUUCCGAACAACGGCAGUCUGGACUUUGGUGGAGCCUCACCUGAUGUAAGGAACAACUAUGCAUAAAAUGUAGUGGCUACCUACAACUGUGACACUGGGUUUUAUCUGGUUGGUAACGACUCAAGGACUUGCACCGGAGAUGGGAUGAGUGUAAAUGGUAGCUUUAAUGGAACAGCUCCAACUUGUGACCCCAUUACAUGCUCAACUGUAGCCAUUCCGAACAAUGGCAGUCUGGACUUUGGUGGAGCCUCACCUGAUGUAAGGAACAACUAUGCAUUAAAUGUAGUGGCUACCUACAACUGUGACAAUGGAUUUUCUCUGGUUGGGGACC